Molecule: messenger RNA, 2550 nt
Organism: Symbiodinium necroappetens
Lineage: Eukaryota; Dinophyceae; Suessiales; Symbiodiniaceae
Source: the annotation of a GenBank genome assembly
AUGGUGCCGGAGGGGGAAACUCCACUUUUCGACAGAACGCAGACUCGUCGCCUUCAAGAAAUGACAGAUCAAGCGCCACAGCUAUACGGCCCUCGUGCUCAGACAGGGGCUGCUUCGGACACGUCGGGUUCGUAUUCAAAGGAGCAGUUGGAAGCUGAGGUGAGGAGGCAAGUAGAGCUGGCCUUGAGUUCACAGAAGGGAUUGGCUGAGGAGAACCAAAGACUUCGUCUGCAAGUGGAGAGGCUUAGUACAGAGGUCUCGUCGCGUGGAGGAGUCGGACGCCAGCCUAGCACUCUGAUGACAAUGGGGAGUACAGCUACACGUCAUGUCGACGAGCGUGAGAGAAAGGGCGACGAAGCUACGGGCCGUGGAGCGCCGAAGGCAAUCAACCUGGACUUUCUGGACAUGGGCGUGAGCAAGGGGGCCGAUCAAAAGAGCCUCACCGCGAGGCCGAAGCAGGAGGCAAUCCACGUGGACAUUCGGGACAUGAGGGACUUCCAAGAGGUGAUGUUUUUGGGGCCCCUGGAGUACCCGAAGGCAAUCCACCAGGACUUUCUGGACAUGGACGCGGGCAAGGGGGUCUGUUUGAGAAGGCACAGGGACACCAGUCCGACUAUGACUACCAGCCAGGGCGUCAGACGUGCCAGUAGCUCACCUCCACCACAACGAGCGUAUGAUGAGACCGCGCAAGAGCCUGGUGUGUCAGAUGGGGGUACCGCGCCCAUGGAUGCUCUGAUCAAGGGGAUGUCGCAGUUACAAGGAGCUAUGGCCUUACAGAUGGGACUGGCUGCCAACAAGCCGGAAGUUAUCAGACCCGGUGUCUCAGGUGCGGAGCUCCCCAAGCUACAAGAACCCGAUGAUCAAGCAGCUAUAAACAUAGGCGAUUGGUUACAUGGUCUGGCAGGUCCUAUGGGGGAUUUAACCGACGGCAGUGCUAAAUGGUGGGGCGAGGUCAUGGUUUCUCUCGACAGGUUUUAUCAAGAUUAUAUGGCUGCACCCACAGUUCGCAAGGUGCAACUACGGGCCGAGGACUACCUGUCGCCGGAGCUCAGAGAACCAAAAUGGCUGCGUCUAGACAAGAGGGCUGCAAGCAUGUUACUUCAGGCGGUACCAGAGGGACUGAAGAAUGAAUUGCUGGCCAACAGAUUGAACACUACGGUUGGAAUCCUGGGACGUAUAUUGGUUAUUUACAGGCCAGGUUCGGCGGCUGAGAGACAACAAGUUCUACGUGCGCUAGAAAACCCAGGGAGCUCAGCUACUGCGGCAGACUUGGUGGAAGUUCUCAGGAAGUGGAUGCGGUGGUUGAAGCGGGCACAGGACUUGGGACUACAAGUACCGGACCCAAGCAUAUUGCUACAGGGGCUUGACAGUGCAGCACGACAGAUGUUGGACAAGAGCCCGGAGGUUGUGUUUCGAAGCAAUAUGAUGAGGUUCAGUUUGGACUCGGACUCCAACCCCAGCCUCGACAGCAUAUUAAGGUAUCAUGGUCACCUGCUGGCCGAGUUCGAGCAGCUAUCCUUUCGUGGGAGAUCGAAGGGGGCUGGAGGAUCUAAUCCUGUGGUCAAGAGCCUCACGACGGGGCAGGACGCAAAAGGAGCCUUGGCGAAGUCAAGCAGUUCACCUGGAGGAGGUUCUAGCUCGAAGCCAUGCAAGUUCUACUUGUCCGAGACGGGGUGCCAAAGGACGAAUUGCAAGUUUCUACAUGAUUGGCAAUCGGUUCCCAAAGAAGAUCGCAACAAUAAGUGCAAAGGAUGUGGCGGCAAAGGUCAUAUGAAGAAGGACUGCCCUUUGAAGAGUGGCGGCGAAGGAGCACCUCGUGAAGAAUCUGGGAAGGGGUCUGGAGCACCUCGUGUCAAGAACCUCAACAACAAUGACAAGCGCGAGGAGGGAGCUACACAGGCGCAGGAUUCUUCAUCUACUUCACCAACCGCUACAACAGGGAUGGCCGGAAGCUUGGGCACUCCAACCACUCCCACAAUGCCUACCUCAAGUACCACAACGAACCAGAGCAGCGAGGAUUUCUUAAAGAGCGCCACCCAAAUCUUGAAGCUGAUGGCGGAGCAGUCGGGUGCCAGCUCCUCACAGAUGCCCUCCAUGAAGAUGCUGAAGAAAGCGGUAUCUGAAAUGGAAGCAAGGAUGGCUUUGGUGGACUCGGGAGCCACACACCCGCUGAGGCGGGCUCAGGGUCCUGAGUGGGAAAGGUCACCGGAGGUGGACGUGGUUGUGGCUGGAGACUCAGUGGCGAAGAUGCGACAGAAUGAAACGGGAACCUUGUUGACUUCACCUGGGGCUCUGGGUUCUCAAACAAUUCUCCCGGUUGGCAGCUUGGUGAAGCUCCUUGGCUACGAGUUGGUUUGGACAAAAAGGGGAUGUACGUUGAGGGCGUCAGACGGACGCGAGAUAGCAUUGAAAGUGUCUACCGGAUGCCCUGAAAUCAGCGAAGCUACAGCCUUGGAGCUAAUUGCCAAGAUCGAGGAGGAGAAGUUGAACCAACUUAAGGAACGGGCGGAGGUUACAAAGUUGGCGAUGUUGAGGGCCUGGCGAUGUUGA